This is a messenger RNA of Lactuca saligna, 546 nucleotides long. Lineage: Eukaryota; Viridiplantae; Streptophyta; Magnoliopsida; Asterales; Asteraceae. The record is from the annotation of a GenBank genome assembly.
AUGUGGAGUCACGAACCAACAUGCGAUAUUGAACUGAAGGAACUGCUGGAAUUAUAUUUGGAUAUUGGUAAUAUGACCAUUGAGAAAAAUUCCAAAUAUGGUUUCAGAUUCAUCCUCAACCCCACAAGUGAAUAUAUUGUGAAAAUAAUGAGAAAACUAUUGGAAUCAAAAUUGAUUCCAUUCAAAGGGCUGACAAUUUGGUGGUCUAAGCUAAUUCCUUUGAAAGUAAGUGGUUUCAUAUGGAGAGCUUUGUUAGGAAGGAUUCCAGUGGCAGAUACUUUGGCAACUAGGAGAAUUAUCAUCCCUAAUAAUCUUUGUCCCCUGUGUAAUAAGGAGACAAAAACGGUGGAUCAUAUACUUGUUACAUGUGAGUAUUCUAGGGAGGUACAAUAUUGGAUACUUAAAUGGUGUGGAAUUGAAAAAGAGUGGGUUCGAAAAUGUGAAGGAAUUCACAGAUUACGCAGCUACCUGGGGAAGUUGUCCAACGAAGAAGUUAAUAUUAAACAUGGUGUUUCACUGCCUCAUCUGGAAUUUAUGGCUAUCUAG